GUGGAGAAGCGGCGCCAGGUGGAGAAGCGGCGCCAGGUGGAGAAGCGGCGCCAGGUGGAGAAGCGGCGCCAGGUGGAGAAGCGGCGCCAGGUGCCGUUCCACAUGCACAUCAACCUGGAGCUGCUGGAGUGCGUGUACCUGGUGGCGGCCAUGCUGCUGGAGAUCCCCUACAUGGCGGCCCACGAAUUCGACGCCCGGCGCCGUAUGAUCAGCAAACAGUUCCACCAUCAGCUGCGCGUCGGCGAGCGGCAGCCCCUGCUGGGCCCCCCGGAGUCGAUGCGUGAGCACGUGGUGGCGGCGUCGAAGGCGAUGAAGACGGGCGACUGGCGGAGCUGCCACCGCUUCAUCGUCAACGAGAAAAUGAACGGCAAAGUGUGGGACCUCUUCCCCGAGGCCGACAAAGUGCGCGCCAUGCUGGUCCGGAAGAUCCAGGAGGAGUCCCUGCGGACGUAUCUCUUCACCUACAGCAGCGUCUACGACUCCAUCAGCAUGGAGAUCCUGGCGGCCAUGUUCCAGCUGGACCUGCCCACGGUGCACAGCAUCAUUAGCAAGAUGAUCAUUAACGAGGAGCUCAUGGCGUCUCUGGACCAGCCGACGCAGACGGUGAUGAUGCACCGCACGGAGCCGACGGCGCAGCAGAAUUUGGCCCUGCAGCUGGCAGAGAAACUCGGAGCCCUCGUGGAGAACAACGAGCGCGUGCUGGACCACAAGCAGGGCUCCUUCGGGGGGUACUUCCGCGAUCAGAAGGACGGCUACCGGAAGGGGGACGGCGGUUACCUUCGCCGUGGGGCCUACAGACAGCAGGAGCGCUCCUCCAACUACUGAGCCCCACACAUCGCGCCUCUGCCCCACGGAUGGGGCCUCUGCCCCAUAGAUGAGGCUUCUGCCCCAUAGAUGAGGCCUCUGCCCCAUAGAUGAGUCUUGUACCCCAUAGAUGAGGCCUCUGUCCCAUGGCUCUGCCCCACACAUCACGCCUCUGCCCCACGGAUGGGGCCUCUGCCCCAUAGAUGAGGCCUGUACCCCAUAGAUGAGGCCUCUGCCCCAUAGAUGAGUCUUGUACCCCAUAGAUGAGGCCUCUGUCCCAUAGAUGAUGCUUCUGCCCCACAGAUGGGGCCUCUGCCCCAUAGAUGAGGCCUCUACCCCAUGGCUCUGCCCCAUAGAUGAUGCUUCUGCCCCAUUGAUGAGGCCUAUGCCCCAUAGAUGAGGCCUAUGCCCCAUAGAUGGGGCCUCUGCCCCAUAGAUGAGGCCUCUACCCCAUGGCUCUGCCCCAUAGAUGAGGCCUCUGCCCCACAGAUGGCGGCUCUGCCCCAUAGAUGAGGCCUCUUCCCCAUGGCUCUGCCCCACAGUGGUGACUCUGCCCCACAUCUAUGGGUCCCACCCCACAUCUAUGGGUCUGCCCCACAUCUAUGGGUCCCACCCCACAUCUGUGUGCCUGCCCCACAUCUAUGGGUCUGCCCCACAUCUAUGGGUCCCACCCCACAUCUAUGGGCCUGCCCCACAUCUAUGGGUCCCACCCCACAUCUAUGGGUCUGCCCCUCAUCUAUGGGUCCCACCCCACAUCUGUGGGUCUGCUCCACAUCUAUGGGUCCGCUCCUCAUCUAUGGGUCCCAUCCCUCAUCUGUGGGUCUGCCCCACAUCUACGGGUCCCAGCCCACAUCUAUGGGUCUGCCCCACAUCUAUGGGUCCCAGCCCACAUCUAUGGGUCUGCCCCACAUCUAUGGGUCCCACCCCAUGGCGCUGCCGUACAAUAAAGUAGUGUUGGUAGUGA
Messenger RNA from Gallus gallus (chicken), 1768 nucleotides. Its product is annotated as eukaryotic translation initiation factor 3 subunit C-like. Gene Ontology annotation, cellular component: eukaryotic translation initiation factor 3 complex. The record is from RefSeq and is a predicted model, not a curated record. NCBI's taxonomy places the organism in Eukaryota, Metazoa, Chordata, Aves, Galliformes, Phasianidae. The annotation marks the transcript as partial. The transcript has 11 exons. Gene Ontology annotation, molecular function: translation initiation factor activity; translation initiation factor binding; RNA binding. Gene Ontology annotation, biological process: translational initiation.